AUUAGGGCCAAACUGAAGUCUUUUGAGAAUAAAGUCAUAAUGUCAUGAGAAUAAAGUCAGACGAUCAGCUGCAACCUAUUAUUUUCCUCGUAAUAUUAUGACUUUUUUAAUAUUACCACUUUAUUCUCACAAAAUUAUGACUUAAUUCUGGAAAAGUUACAUUUUUUUCUCUCUUCAGUUUGGUUUAUGAAGCUUCUUGUUUGAUCGAUUAUCAAAGUAGCUGAAUAAUUUUAGUAAUCAAUUCACUGCUGAUUAUUACAAUCAUGCAGCGGUUUACAUUAUGGUGAAGGCUCAGAUCUCUCCUAUAGCCUGGGUAGGCAGGAAGCCCCCCCCCUCACUUCUGCAUGUUGUGAAUCAAUUGUGGGCCUCAGCUCGCUCCUGAUUGGUCCAGGGCUGAUACUACGAUGACAGCCGGGGCUGGUGGAGGGAGACAGCGAGCACCAAGUCCAUUGAUGAACUGCUGUGAGGAGAGAAGCAGGAGGUGUUUUGCUCAUUUAUUGCUGCUGAAGUCUAUUGGAUCUCUUUCCCCCUGCACUUGAGGAGGAAUGCACUACAGUGUGUGCUGUAACCGCUGGUCCUCUGACGAGAGGCUAGAUGGAAAGACUGCAAUCAUCACUGGAGCCAACACUGGUAUUGGCAAAGAAACUGCCAGGGACCUGGCGAGAAGAGGUGCACGCAUCAUCAUGGCGUGUAGAGACAUCGAGAGAGCAGAGGAAGCUCAAGCGGACAUUUUGGAAGACACAGGAAAUGAGAAUAUUGUUGUCAGGAAGCUGGAUCUCUCUGACAUUAAGUCCAUUAAAGCAUUUGCGGCACUCGUAAUCAAAGAGGAGAAACAAGUGAAUAUCCUGAUAAACAACGCAGGCAUCAUGAUGUGUCCUUACUCCAAAACUGCAGAUGGGUUUGAAUUGCAGUUUGGGGUCAAUCAUUUAGGUCACUUCCUGUUGACCCACCUGCUGCUGGACCUCAUCAAAUGCUCAGCUCCGUCCCGUAUCGUCGUUGUGGCGUCUGUGGCUCACACCUGGACUGGACUUCACAUUGACGACAUCAACAGUGAGAGGAGUUAUGACACCAUGAAGGCCUACGGACAGAGCAAGCUGGCUAAUGUCAUGUUCGCACGCUCCCUUGCCAAACGGUUACAAGGUACUGGGGUGAGUGUGUUCUCUCUGCACCCAGGGGUUGUGCAGUCUGACCUGUGGAGGCACCAGCACCAGUGUAUUCAAGUGGCCGUGAAGAUUUUUAAGAUUUUCACCAAGACAACAGAGGAGGGAGCACAGACCACCAUCUAUUGUGCUGUGGAGCCAGGCCUGGAAAACCAGAGUGGAGGCUACUUCAGUGACUGUGCCCCGGCGAGAUGUUCAAGGGCCGCGUCUGAUGAUGACUUGGCCCAGAAACUGUGGGAAAUCAGCUGCAACAUGCUCGGCGUCAACUGGCAGUGAAUGGUGGAAAAUCAGCUGUUUGCUUUUACUAUGAAAAUGAUGUAUUUUAUGACUUAAAGUACAAAACCAUACAAAAAUGGCUGAAUCCCUAUCAAGGGCUUAUUUCUAUUAUAAAUGUAUACAUUUAAAGAAUUGCAUUUAUCACAUAAUUUCAAGUUUUACUUGUUGGCAUUAAUUGAUUUUCAGUACUUUGUUGAAUAUGAAAACAGUUUUAUUUUACCUCUUAAUGUGGUUAUUAUUUGUUGUGUCAGUUUUGUGUUUGUAUUCCAGAUGCUGUUCUAUUUUGUAACAUGUUAGCUAGACGUUAGCUCGCUGUUUAAAAGUAGCAUGUGAUUGACAGUUAAAGCCCUUAUUUUAAAUGGCAACAAGAAACGGAUCAUGUUCUGCCUUUGCAACAUUUCAGUUGUCAGGAAGUCAAAUUUUGGUGAGCAUAGUGGUGAAGUGGUUAGCAUUGCUGUCUUAUCGCUAAAAGGUUGUGUGUUUGAAUCUGCCGGCCAGUCCAAAGCCUUUGGGGUGAAUAUGAGCGUGAAGUUCCUGAAGCAUUUCCUGUAUGCCGAGUGAGGAACAACAUAAAAAUGGUUCUGCAUCAGCAUUUAUAGUGUUGCAGUGGCUGCAAAUAAAUGAAUAUAUGAGUGCUGAUUUGUUAGAAUACUGUGAAAAUACCAUGGAUCAGACAAUGACAGCUGAGGAGAUGGUCUCUAAUAUGGUCUUGGGUUAAUGCAGGACAGGAAUGUGGACAUGUGUCCUUAAACGACCUCCGAAUGUGUGGGGGUCUUUUUGUAAUGGAAUUUGAGGACACGUUUACGAAUUUGAGGACGGAUUGGGAGUCUUCAGACCUGAGGACCAGGAGUCUAGACUCAAUUAAAUUGUAACCACAAAAUGGCUACAUAUAAUUAUAAUAUGAUUAUAAUGGACCAACUGUUUGAGGCUUUAGCAAACCCUCUGACACUGGGAAUGUGACAGCAUAUACCUGUUGUAAAAAUGAAACCUGUUAAAAUGACUCUUCCUCUUUGUCACUUUUUGACGUUGCUGUCUCUGUGAGCUCUGAUUGUAAAGGCAAUGUUGUUGACAGCCCGCUGAGUGGACCUUUUCAGAUGCAGUAACAUGUGACACUGGUGUGAAUUUGCCUUUCAGCGCUCAGAGAUUAGGUAAACUGAGUGUAUUCAUGG
Solea solea (common sole) is the source of this 2605-nucleotide messenger RNA. RefSeq lists its product as uncharacterized. Lineage: Eukaryota; Metazoa; Chordata; Actinopteri; Pleuronectiformes; Soleidae. The record is from RefSeq and is a predicted model, not a curated record. The transcript has 7 exons. The coding region runs from base 546 to 1436 and encodes 296 amino acids.